AUGGCAAAAGCAAAUCACACACUGGUGUAUGAAUUCAUCCUGGUUGGAUUUGCUGCGUCUCCAGAAUUACAGAUUCUGCUUUUCAUUUUCUUCCUGACAGUUUAUUUCAUUACCUUGCUGGGAAAUUUUGGGAUGUUUCUGUUAAUCCAGAUAGACUCUCAGCUUCGCACCCCCAUGUACUUCUUCCUUAGUAACCUGUCAUUACUGGAUCUUUGCUAUUCUUCUGUGGUCACCCCAAAGAUGUUGAUCGAUUUUGUAAUAGAAAGCAAAACCAUUUCCUUAAGGGAAUGUGCAGCACAAAUGUGGUUUUUUGCCUUCUUCGUGGCUGCUGAAUGUUAUCUCCUAACUUCCAUGGCAUAUGAUCGGUAUGUAGCUAUUUCUAAUCCAUUGCUUUAUACGGUUAUUAUGUCUAGGAAAACCUGUCUAUUACUCUUAGUUCCACCUUUUCCACCUUGUUUUGCUGGACUAUUAAAUGCCAUGACACAUACAGUUAUGACCUUCCAAUUAACUUUCUGCAAAUCCAAGAUCAAUCAUUUCUUCUGUGAUAUCCCUGCUGUGAUAUCCCUCUCCUGCUCUGAGACACAAAUCAACAAGAUGGUGCUUUUUAUCAUGUCCUUCACUCUUGGCACGCUCAGCAGCAUUUUUAUUAUUAUCUCUUACAUCUAUAUUGUUUGUGCCAUCCUAAGGAUCCGAUCUGUGGAGGGCCAGCGGAAGGCUUUCUCCACCUGUUCCACCCACCUCACUGCUGUUUCCAUCUUGUUUGUCACCCUCUUCUUUAUAUAUGUGCGACCCAGCCAUAGUUUUCUACCAGACCAAGGCAAGAUGUUUUCUGUGUUUUAUACAGUGGUGAUCCCCAUGUUAAACCCACUGAUCUAUAGCAUAAGGAACAAGGAAGUACAAACUGCUGUAGGCAGGAUGAUCAAAAGGAAGGGACUUUUAUAA
Protobothrops mucrosquamatus (brown spotted pit viper) is the source of this 942-nucleotide messenger RNA. RefSeq names its product olfactory receptor 1009-like. The coding region runs from base 1 to 942 and encodes 313 amino acids. Gene Ontology annotation, biological process: G protein-coupled receptor signaling pathway; sensory perception of smell. The transcript is spliced from 2 exons. Gene Ontology annotation, molecular function: odorant binding; G protein-coupled receptor activity; olfactory receptor activity. NCBI's taxonomy places the organism in Eukaryota, Metazoa, Chordata, Lepidosauria, Squamata, Viperidae. The record is from RefSeq and is a predicted model, not a curated record. Gene Ontology annotation, cellular component: membrane.